UUCAUUUCUGUUCGUGAGUUUGCUGCGAGUGGUCAUAGAAAACUAUACCGUGAUUCAUCCACCAUGUCGAAGCCAGCUUUGUAUUACGCCACCCUCACCCCAUCCCGUGCCGUUCUGCUCACGGCCAAGGCGAUCGGGCUCGACCUUGAACUGAGGCCAAUUAACCUGCUGAAGGGUGAGCAUCUGACGCCGGAAUUCCUCAAGCUGAACCCCCAGCACACGAUCCCGACGCUGAUCGAUGGCGAGGCCACGAUCAUUGAUUCGCACGCCAUCUGCUCCUAUCUGGUGGAGAAGUAUGGCAAGGAGCAGCAGCAGCUCUACCCCAAGGAUUUGGUGCAGCGCGCCAAUGUGGAUGCCCGUCUUCAUCUGGACUCCGGCCACCUGUUCGCCCGCCUGCGCUUCCUGUACGAGCCGAUUCUAUACAAUGGAUCCACCGAUUGCUCGAUUGACAAGAUUGCCUACGUCCAAAAGUGCUGGGAAAUCCUGGAGGGUUUCCUCAAGGACCAGCCGUACCUGUGCGGCAGCGAGCUGACUAUCGCAGACUUCUGCGCCGUGGCUACCGUAACAUCGGUAAACGAAGUAGCUAUCAUUGACGAGUUCAAGUUCCCCAAGCUGAAUGCCUGGCUGAAGCGUCUCGCCGAACUGCCGUACUACCAGGAGGUGAACGGUGAGGGCGCCGACGAGCUGAAGGCCAUCUUCAAGGCCAAGCUGGCGGAAAAUCGCGGCAAGUGAGCAGAGCAGCAGUAUCUCUUAACCUUAUCCACACACACGCACACUAUAUAUUAUCCACAAAUAAAGAGCUCUAGUUUCAAAGUACGA
Drosophila serrata is the source of this 819-nucleotide messenger RNA. RefSeq names its product Glutathione S transferase E12 (gene GstE12). NCBI's taxonomy places the organism in Eukaryota, Metazoa, Arthropoda, Insecta, Diptera, Drosophilidae. Gene Ontology annotation, biological process: glutathione metabolic process. The record is from RefSeq and is a predicted model, not a curated record. Gene Ontology annotation, molecular function: glutathione transferase activity.